AUGAGUCAAGAUGCGUCAAACGAAGAACAAUGGACAUUUGACGAUUUCUUUAAUGUCUAUGUGAUGCACAACAAGAAACGCGUCAUGUAUCAUAACGGUCAAGUCUGGGUGAAUGGAGAUUACGACAGUUUUUAUACAACUCAACAUAAUGCCAUUAGCACAGAAUCUAUUCGCCUCGUCGUCUUGUCUUCCCCCUUUUAUCAUGCAGGUCAAGUAGUGCUUGUGGAUGAGAACGGAUUGACGAUGGGUCGUGAUCGGUCGUGGGAUCGACGAUUGAGAUUGCCUGAACUUGCCGUCAGUAAGUUCCAUUGCCACAUCUUUCUGAAUCCGACCACAGAGUUGUUUUAUCUCGUUGACGUUGGCUCUCAGCAUGGAACAAGGGUCAAUGGUGAACUGUUGUCUGAGGCCAAGAAAAGCAGUCUGCCGUAUUUGUUAAAACAUAAAGAUAUCAUUGAGAUUGGUUCAACAACGCUGCAGGUACAUAAACAUCCGAUUUGUAGCGAGUGUAGAGCGAAUGAGGUGAUUGAUGUGUGCGCUGGGAAGAAGGAAAAAAAGAAAAAGGAAGGAAUGCAGAGUUUGGAGGUCGAUCGACACGAGUGGAUAAAACAGUACAAGGAAAAUUAUGAUAUCUCCAGUAAUGCAGUACAGAAUGAUUAUGUGGACAGAGCAGAGUUAAGAAGACAAGGAAUAGAGAGUGACAUGGCGCCGCCUAAAGUGAUACCACCUAAAAAUAACUUGGCACCACCAGAACCUAUUAUUCGUGUAGAAGGUGUCGGUAGCAACAUGCUAAGGAGACUAGGAUGGCAAGAAGGUCAAGGCUUAGGUAAAGAUAGUCAUGGCAUCAAGGAACCGAUUGAGCUGGCAACACAAAUCGAUAGGGCAGGAUUGGGCAUGAAAAAGAGACUUUAA
Molecule: messenger RNA, 909 nt
Organism: Rhizopus microsporus ATCC 52813
Lineage: Eukaryota; Fungi; Mucoromycota; Mucoromycetes; Mucorales; Rhizopodaceae
Product: SMAD/FHA domain-containing protein
Exons: 1
Coding region: 1-909 (302 amino acids)
Molecular function (GO): nucleic acid binding; protein binding
Source: RefSeq, a predicted model, not a curated record